This is a messenger RNA of Parasteatoda tepidariorum (common house spider), 2191 nucleotides long. The record is from RefSeq and is a predicted model, not a curated record. NCBI's taxonomy places the organism in Eukaryota, Metazoa, Arthropoda, Arachnida, Araneae, Theridiidae.
GGUGAUAGUCUUCCUUUUGGCGCUUUAUUCUUUCUGCCUCAUCUCGUAUCACCUGUUUUGGGUUCUGUUUUGUUUUGUAAUGUUUACAAUCUGAGAAAUGUGUUAGUUUGAUUUGACGCUCAUAAAAUUUUAAGUGUGGUUUAUCAGUGUAACUGCAUAUAGUGCAAGCCAUGUUCUGAGGGAUAAGUUGUGGUCUAUUUACUAGUUUAAACCCCUUGAUUGCUGAGAUCGUUGGGGAAAAAUAUGCUUAAAGUUGUGGUUUGUAAAAGAAGUAUAAAGUUUUCACAGUUACGCUUAUGUUUCAGUCGUAUUCUUUCCUCUACUGUACCGAUUAACAAUCCUGCUGCCAUUAAAUUCUACUGGAAAUUGGAUGAAAUUAAAGGUUCAGAGAGCUGCUUGUUUUAUAUAUUUCCUAAAACAUGCCAAACUAGUAAUCUUUGGUUUUCAAGAAUUCAGCAGAAACAUCUAUGUUUCACUAGAAAUCUCCAUUUGUCAAAUGUUGUCAGUGAGGUAAAGAAUGGCAAAGAUAAUUCUAAAAUACCUAAAGCAAGUGCGAAAAAUGAAGCUCAACAGGCAUUAUCCAAGAAAAGAAAGGAAGAGAGAAAGAAGAUGGAUUUCUCAAAAUCUUUCACAGAAAGAAAUUUUAUCACUCCGAUCCGAGCUAUGAAUGAGUACCUGCUGAAACCAAGCGACUUGGAAUCAUUGAGAACAAUUACAAGACGUAGCCCAUUUGAAGAUAAUCCUCCUAUUACUGUUUAUCUACGUGGAGAUAUUGAGCAAAAGUCAAUGGAAGUCUGGGGAAGUCAAGAAGCUUUGCAACGUGAACUGAAAAAGCGUCAAGAAGAAGAAGAGCAAUAUAGAAAUAAUAUUUUCCAUGUGAAAAAGAUUUUGAAAGAAUAUUCCCGUUCCACAAUGCAUGAAGAAGAACGUAAGCGUCAAGAAAUGAUCUUGAGGACAUCUGGUAGAGUUGUGAUGACUGCUGUUAUAAUAAAUGCAACCAAUUUCGUUCUGAAGCUUAGUGCCUGGCUCUUUACUGGCUCUCAUAGUAUGUUUGCUGAAGCUAUACAUUCAUUAGCCGAUACUGGUAACCAGCUUCUCUUGACAUAUGGAAUCAGAAAGUCUCUUCAAACUCCUACUCAGUAUCAUCCGUAUGGAUAUCACAAUAUGCGUUAUGUUGCAUCAUUAGUUAGUGGAGUUGGAAUUUUUUUCUUGGGUACUGGAUUGUCAAUUUAUCAUGGCAUAGAUGGAAUAAUACAUCCGAACACAAUGGAGUCCUUGUAUUGGGCAUAUAUUGUUUUAGGAGGUUCUCUUAUUUCUGAAGGAGGUACUCUUGCUGUUGCUGUAAGGGAAACAUUAAGAGGAGCCAAAAGAGAUGGAAUGACUUUUGCUGAAUAUGUUUUACGAGGACAAGAUCCAAGUGUGAAUGUGGUACUCUUGGAAGAUAUUGCUGCUGUUGCUGGAAUAUUCAUAGCAGCUGGCUGUAUGGGGUUGACAUCUUACACUGGUUUACCUAUAUAUGAUGCAGUUGGUUCUUUGGCAGUUGGUGGUGUGCUAGGCCUUGUUGCUUCGUUCAUUAUCUAUUCAAAUACUGCUGCUUUGGUUGGAAGAUCUAUUCAAGCGGAGAGAUUGCAAGAAAUUAAUAAAGAAAUGGAAAAUGAUGUGAUGAUUAGAGCCAUUCAUGAUGUUAAGGCUACAGAUAUGGGUAAUCAUUUUGUCAGAUAUAAAGCUGAAGUUGAUUUUGAUGGUAGACAGCUGACACGUUCAUAUUUGGACUCUCAAGAUUUGACUGCUUUGCUUGAGGAAAUGCAGAAAUUGAAAUCUAUUGAAGAGGUCGAAGCGUUCAUGCUUAAGCAUGGUGAGAGUAUUGUUGAUACAUUAGGAGGGCAAAUUGAUCGGAUUGAAAUGGCUCUAAAAGUAAAAAAAACACCCUGAAGUAAGACAUGUUGAUUUAGAAGUUUUAUGAAUUACUACUUAGAAGAAAAAAAGCUUGUAGAAAUGUAUAUAAUUUAAAUAUAUUUAUUAUAAACCUGUACAGAAGUGACUGGGUGCUACUGCAUUGUAAAUAAAAAAAAAGUAAUGCACAACACAUCUUUGUUUAGUAACCUUUGUUUGUAAUUUAUAAUUUCUAUAUUGUAAAUUGUGUGUUAUUUUAGUAAUAAAAUAUUAUAUACAAAAAAUUUCACAGAGGUCU